AUGCCGUCUCCAAAUGAGAGUGUCGCUUAUGAAAGCGACAGCGACGUUUCCGAGAUGGACCCUGAAUCGGAUAUUCUCGCACCAGUGCAGCGCCGUAUCGAAGAGCAGCUGCGGAAGCACUUGCAGGAGCUAUCGCAACAGAUCCAUGAGACGAAGAAUGAACUGUCAGGUGUCGAAAAAGAGCGCGAAAGCUGUGGUGUGGACCUCUACAAUGCCCAACAGCAUCUGGCAACACUGCAAAAGACCCUGGAGGGGUACCACGAGAAGCACGCAGCAAUUCAGCAGCAACACGAUGAUAGGCUGCGUGCCCGUGAGGAGCUCUCUGCUGCGGCAGAGGGCGCUCAGAAGAAGGUUGACGAGCUGCGAAAACAGUAUACCCGCCACCACAACGAGCUGACGAAGCUGACGGAGACGCUGAUGAAGGUGGAGCGGUUCAAUCGAGAAUUGAAGGAUGAGGUGGAGCUUGAGCGUCGCGCGGCUCACAAGACGGAGGACGAUAUCACCAACCUGGAGAAGGCAAAACUACGACAAGAUUCACUCAUCCUCUCCAUGCAGGAGCGCAUCAAGGCACUCGAGAACGAGAGUGCAACACUAGACGAACAGAUAGACAGCCAGCGUGAGGAAACAAAGCGCGCUCGCGAAACAUUGGCCGAUGCAACAUCGGAGAUGGAGGCCAUUGUUAUCGAGAAGAAGCAGCUCGUUCAGCAGUGGCGAAGCUCUCUUAUCGGCAUGCAGCGACGGCAGGAUGCAGUGCGGAAGACCGAAGAGGCGCUGCAACAACAGAAAAAUGAACUCCUUGUACUCGAGAACGAGAUCACUGGCUACCGCCGUGACAUUCGCACGAAACAGGCAGAGAAUGCGAAACUCACUGCGUUCAUGUCUCGUAUUGACAAUGAAAUCAUCAUAUUGGAAACGCAGAUGGAUGGGCUGCUGACGAAGAAGGAGGAAGCCACUAAGGCAUAUGCACUCUUGGAAAAGAGCAUUGCAAGUACAAUCCAAGAGCGCAAGGCUCAGGAGCAGAAAAUGAAAGACAAGGUAGCUGAGCUAUCAGAGGUGGAAAAGCAGAUUGCAAAGCACGCCAAGGCCAUCGUUGAAAUGGAGAAUGAGGUGUUGGUGCAUCUGAGCAAGGAGUGCACCUUGAAGCAGGAGAGCCAAGGAGCGCUGCUGGAGAUCCGAAAGAUCAAGGACUCUAUCCGCGCAAAGGAGCAACAGGUAACUCAGAUGGAGAACGAACUGGCGCGAAUUCGCGUGGAUACACUGCAGUCGAAAGCGUACAACGAAACGCUUGCAGCCUCUCUUGCUGACCUUGAGAAGGAACUGCAGUCGCGUAGUGCGAUGGUAGAGAAGAUGCAGGUCGACAUUCGCCGCCGAAACGACGAGAUCGAUCGCAAGCAAAACCAGCUUGACCAGCUCAAUCAUCAAUACGAGCAGAUUCUAGCAGCGCACAACGAUAUGCAGGGCGAUCAUGUCGGACCCCUCGAGGCGACAAUCAACAGUCUUUCCAAGGCCAUUGCCUCUAAAUCUAGCGAGAACGAGGCACUACAACAGGAGUGGAUUCGGUUGCAAACCGAGUUGGUUAACUACAAGAACACCAUGAAUGACAUCAACGAAGCCAUCCUCGAUGCACAGACGAAGGCGACCAUUCUGGCCCAGAAAAAGGACCGCCUUCUUGCCAACAUCAGCGAAGGAAAGCAGCAGGUUGCAAACUUGCAGAACAAGUCAAAUGCAAUGCAUCUAGAAAUGAAGCAGGUAAACACGUUGCUCAGCCACAGUAAUGGCGCACAGCGAAAUGCCUCUGAUGACGUGUUCUUUCUUGAAAACGAUCUGGUUCGACGACUUGAGGAGAGGAAGCGUGAAGCCAUUCAGCUCGAGAAGAAGGUAGAUGAAACCCGUCAGAGCAAGUCGGACAUUGUCGAGCAGAUCCUCUCCUGCGAGCGGGACAUCAUGUUCUGGGAGCGGAAGCUGCAGGUUGCUCGGGAAACAGAGAUGGCGCUGGACCCCACAAUCGGGUGUGCCGAGAUGGAAAAGAUGAAGAAGGAGAUCACAUUCAUGGAGCAGCGUAUGUCGCAGCUGCAGCGCGAGCAGAAAUUCCUCAUCGAGGAGAUGCGAAAGAUGAUCGACCAUCGCGAUGCCAUUCGGACGAAAGGCAAGGCAAUUCAGAUAGCGUCUCAGAAGAACAAGAACGGCGCAACUAGGGUCGCUGUGGAAAAGGAGAACACGCGCCUAUUCAAGGAACUGAAUGCGAAGCGGCAGGAGUCGCGCACGAAGGAGAAACUAAUCAAGGAGAGCAUGGCAGAGAUGGAUCGCAUCGCAGCGGAUGUGGACCGCACCCAACACGAAAUACAGAACCUAGACGCUCAGAUUGAGGAUUUGCAGGGUCAAAUCGCUGCGGCUAAGAAAGAGCGAACUCGCGCUGAAGACGAGAAGCGACUGCGGCAGAACCACCUCCAACGGUUGCGGGAUGGUGAGGCAGGCACGUACCGGCUCUUGUGCUACCCCGAGGAGUCCGCGACGGAGGCAGCGCGGCUGGAUGAGGGCCGCCUGGCGGUGGCAAAUGUCAUGGAGGAGUUGUCGGCGCAGUUCCCAGACCUUGCGCCGUCCUUGCAGGACCUGAUGACGAGCAUCUGA
Messenger RNA from Leishmania braziliensis MHOM/BR/75/M2904, 2628 nucleotides. RefSeq lists its product as hypothetical. Gene Ontology annotation, biological process: axoneme assembly. Gene Ontology annotation, cellular component: cytoplasm. The record is from RefSeq and is a predicted model, not a curated record. The transcript has a single exon. The coding region runs from base 1 to 2628 and encodes 875 amino acids. Lineage: Eukaryota; Euglenozoa; Kinetoplastea; Trypanosomatida; Trypanosomatidae.